Blepharisma stoltei is the source of this 778-nucleotide messenger RNA. The record is from the annotation of a GenBank genome assembly. NCBI's taxonomy places the organism in Eukaryota, Ciliophora, Heterotrichea, Heterotrichida, Blepharismidae.
AUGAUCACAAAGCUCUAUAUGGACUUCUUAUCCCAGCCAAGUCGGGCUGUAUUGACUGUAUUUUUGUUAGGAAAAAUCCCUGUAGAAAUUGUAGAAACCCGCGCACACAGGGAUACCAGAAAAGAAGAAUUUUUAAAAAUAUUUGAGGCAGGGACUGUCCCUGCUAUACAAGAUGAUAAUAUUUCUCUAUAUGAAAGUCAUGCAAUUAUGGAAUAUUUGAUAGACAAAUAUAGGCCAAAUGAUAAACUUUUCCCUCAAAAUUUGAUAAUUCGAGCGAAAAUUAAUUCGUAUUUACAUUGGCAUCAUAAUAAUGUAAGAAGAGGGAUUCAUGGCUUUCUUGAAUAUAGCAGAUUUAUGCCAAGAGUGAUGGGAUAUCAGCCUUCAGAAGAUGUGGUAAAUUUUUUAAGGGAAAUUAAAGUAAAAACUUUGGAGUUUUUAGAUAAUAUUUUAGGGAUUAUUGGGCUAUAGAGGUUAAGAGCUAAUUACUUGGUUUUUAUAGAAAUGCUACUAUAUAAUUUUAGAUUAUUUUAAAUAAAAAAGUAUAUAAAAGCUUGAAAAAAAUGAAUUUGUAGCUGGGACAGAAAAUAUGUCAAUUGCUGACAUUUCGUGCUUCUGUGAGAUUGUUCAAUUAAGAUUUAUUGGAGAAGAUUUGUCUAUUUAUCCACAUAUAAUUCGUUGGAAGAAAUCAAUAUGGGCGCUUCCAGAAAUCCAAAACUCCCACCAGACUUUUCUAAAAAUCAUGAAAAAUAUAUCUCAAAAUUCUGAAAUUUUAAGGUAA